UCUCCAAGAUGAACACAAAAUGGAAAUUACGGAGACACUAACUGAAGAUACAUCUUACGAAGGAAAUUUUAUGAGUGAACACUCAUAUGCUAUGAACGAAGGAAAAACAUUAAAUAGAUACAUGACACUUGCGACUCGACAAAAACCUUACAAUUGUAAAAUAUGUUUUAAACAAUUUAGUGAUUCACGUAAUAACACAUUUAAGAGUGCACACUGGAGAAAAACCUCACAAGUGUGAAAUUUGUUUAAAAGAGUUUGUUCAAGCAAGUGAUUUGAAACUACAUAUGAGAACGCAUACAGGAGAAAAACCUUAUAAGUGUGAAAUUUGUUUUAAGCGGUUUUCUCAGGCAGGUUCUUUGAGAACACAUUUGAGAGUGCACACUGGAGAAAAACCAUACAAGUGUGAGAUUUGUUUAAAGCAGUUUAGUGACGCAAGUGAUUUGAAAAAACAUAUGAGAACACAUACAGGAGAAAAACCUUACAAGUGUGAAAUUUGUUUUAAGCAGUUUACUAUAACAGGUAAUUUGAAAUCACAUUUGAGAGUGCACACUGGAGAAAAAUCGUAUGAGUGUGAGAUUUGUUUAAAGCAGUUUAGUGAAGCAAGUAAUUUAAAAAGGCAUUUGAGAGUGCACACUGGAGAAAAAUCUUACAAGUGUGAAAUUUGUUUUAAGCAAUUUAGUGAAGCAGGAAAUUUGAACAUGCACGUACGAACACACACUGGAGAAAAAUCUUACAAGUGUGAAAUUUGUUUUAAGCAAUUUAAUCAAGCAAGUAAUUUGAAAACACAUUUGAGAGUGCACACUGGAAAAAAACCUUACCAGUGUGAAAUUUGUUUUAAGCAGUUUAGUGAUUCACGUAAAUUGAAAACACAUUUGAGAGUGCACACUCGAGAAAAAGUUCACAAGUGUGAAAUUUGUUUUAAACAAUUUAUUACUACAAGUGGUUUGAAAAAUCAUUUGAUUAUGCAUACAGGAGAAAGACCUUAUCAGUGUGAUAUUUGUUUUAAGCAGUUUAAUCGAGCAAGUAAUUUGAAAGUACAUUUGAGAACGCACACUGGAGAAAAAUCUCCAUCAUCAUCAUCCAAUCUUCUGCAUCCAAAGUUAAACAUAGGUCUCCCCUAAUUUCUUCCAGUUCUGUGGAUCUUGGACUUCCUGCAACCAAUUCCCAGCAACCCUUUUGACGUCGUCUGUCCAUCGUGUAGGUGGACUACAUCAACUACUUCAGUCUGUUCGUGGUCUCCACACUGUAAUUUUUUGGGUCCACCUCCCAUCCUUCAUUCCCAUGGCCCAUGGGAAUCCAUGCUUCCAUGCAAUCAAUUCACAUCAACCAUUUUGACGUCGUCUGUCCAUCGUGUAGGUGGUCUACCUCUACUUUUUCUGUCUGCUCAUGGUCUCCACACUGUAAUUUUUUGGGUCCACCUGCCGUUCUUCAUUCACCAUGACCCGCCCAUUUCCACUUCAACCAUGCUAAUAUUCGCUCUAUGACCUCUGUGACGCCUGUUCUGAUUUCCUCGUUUCUAAACCUGCCUCUGAGAGUCGGUAGUGACCGUUCCAUUUGUUUGGGCAACUCUAAGUUUGUGGCCUGGGUUAACGAUAGUGUUUCGUGUUUCGGCGCCGUAAGUCAUGACUGGAAGCACACACUGGUCGAACGUCUACUUUUUCAGAUAGUUCAGCAUGUUGCUCUAGAAUAUGUCAUAUGUCUGAUAGAGCUCCAUAUGCGGCCCCAUGCUAAGGUGAUUCUUCUUUGGAAUUCGGCAGUUUGAUUGUCCCUGGCAAUUUAAAUUUCAUGCCCUAAGUAUUUAUAUUUAUGGAUCAAUGCUAUUUCGUUGAAGCCGACUUUUGGAUUUUCGCUUGGUACCAGGUUUUUCACGUAUUGGGUCUUUCCAAAAUUUAUGUUUAAAACCAACUUUCUUACAAUCGGCAUCAAACUCAGUAAGCAUAAUUCUAAUCUAUUUUAGGUUGUCUGUUAUACGAACUAUGUCGUCUGCGAAUCAUAAGUGGGAACGCCUUUUGUCGUCAACAUUGAUUCCUUUACCUUUGGUGCCCCAUUCCAAUUGUUUGAAAGCAUGUUCAAGUAUUGCCGUAAAGAGUUUGGGAGACAACGUGUCUCCCUGUCUAAUUCCUCUUUUGAUAUGUAUAGAUUUGGUAUCUUUGUGUAGUCGGACGGUCAUGGUUGCAUUAUUGAAUAUUAUGUUCGUUAUCAGUUUGGAGUACCGAUAAUAUAUACAACUUUCCUCCAACGUUCUCAUUACGCUGUCAAUUUCUAUCGUAUCAAAAUGCUUUGCGAAAGUCUAAGAAAGCCAGGACCAAUGGCCAGUUGUAUUCGGUGGAUUGUUCUAUAAUCCCUUUCAUGCAAUGGAUGUGGUCGUUAGUGCCAAAGUUUUUCCUAAAACCUGCCCGUUCUCUAAGUUGGUAAAAAUUUGGUAAGCUCAAAAAGUUGCUAAUUUUGUUUCCAGUCUAUUUAUAAUUCUUGUGAAUAACUUGUAGAGGUGGUUUAAUAGGCUUAUGGGUCGCUAAUUCUCGAGCUCUGUUGGAUGGCCUUUUGUGUAAUAAGAUGGUAAGUGCACUGUGCCAUCUUGUAGGUGUUUCAGUCUGAUGCAAACAUAAGUUGAACAGUAAGAAAAUAAAGUACGUAGGUAAUUGUCAAAGUUGUGGAUACACUGUCGCAUGGAAAAUUAAUCCAAGGAAACGAUAGAGUUUUUACUAAAAAUACCUAUAGUGUUUAAAAAUGUUUUGUAAAAUUGUACUCAAAAUUAAUUAAAUAAAUAUAUAAUCCGAAAUUGGAAUGAGUUGUCACGAUGAAUAAAUCAAUGAUUUGAAGUAA
Molecule: messenger RNA, 2823 nt
Organism: Diabrotica virgifera virgifera (western corn rootworm)
Lineage: Eukaryota; Metazoa; Arthropoda; Insecta; Coleoptera; Chrysomelidae
Product: zinc finger protein 235-like
Exons: 2
Coding region: 285-1121 (278 amino acids)
Biological process (GO): regulation of transcription by RNA polymerase II
Cellular component (GO): nucleus
Molecular function (GO): RNA polymerase II cis-regulatory region sequence-specific DNA binding; DNA-binding transcription factor activity, RNA polymerase II-specific
Source: RefSeq, a predicted model, not a curated record